Molecule: messenger RNA, 1370 nt
Organism: Entelurus aequoreus (snake pipefish)
Lineage: Eukaryota; Metazoa; Chordata; Actinopteri; Syngnathiformes; Syngnathidae
Gene: tmem160
Product: transmembrane protein 160
Exons: 4
Coding region: 76-744 (222 amino acids)
Source: RefSeq, a predicted model, not a curated record
CUUGGUUUGUCGACUGUGUCAUAGUUCACAUGUCGUGUUGCGUUUCCUGCCCACACGGAUUGGGCGAGUGAUGUGAUGGCUUUCUUGCGGUUGUUUAUGCGGCGACACUUGCCGAUGGCUGCGUCCGAGUUGUGCCGCGUCGGCAAGCUCCCACGCCGGCAUCCGAGUGGCGGGCUUCACGGUACCGCGCGCUGGCGGAUAGGGGAGAAGGGGCCGUGGGGGAAGAGUCAGAGCCGGGGACCGGAGCCGCCACAGUACCAGUACCAACAACAGUACCAACACCAGCAGCAGAUGACAGAUUUGGACAAGGCGGACGCUUUGAUACUGAGAAAAUCUCACGAAACAGGUUUCUUGUCAUGGUUUCGAAACGGUCUGCUGGCGACUGGGAUCGGCGUCCUCGCCUUCGUCCAAAGCGAAGUAGGACGAGAGGCAGCCUACGUGUUCUUCACCCUGGGCGGAGUCUGCGUGUCGAUAGGAGCUGCCACCUACACCGCCAGCCUCAUCACCAUGCGCAGGCUGAUGAUGCUGUCUGUGCCCGCCGUGAUCUUCCAGGGCGCCAUGGUGGGAAGCGUCGCCCUCUUCUGGCUGUGCGCAGUAUCGCUCUACAUAGGAAGCUUGGAGGUGAAGAUCGUCUUCGAUGACGAGGAGGAGGAGGAAGAAGAGUGCCGGGAGUGUCAGGAGAGGCGCGGGCACAGGGGGCACCGUGGCGCUGAGGACGGGGACGGGAAGGGGGGCGACAAGUAGAGGUGUGUGCGUGUGUAAACAUGAAAAUAUGGGUGUCAUGCAGGCCAAAGCCAACUAUGGAACUUUAAUAACGAGGCCACUUUUUUCACCUAUGACCCCACACUUCAAGACCAUGGACACUCAACAGCCACUACAUUAGGCACACCUACACAGACACAGGCCUAAACAUAGCAAAUCUUAAAAAACGCUGGAAGGAAGCAGGCAAUUGUACAAAGUGGAAAAUCACUGUACAAUAACAUUAAACACACCAUUUAGUUUGUGUAUUCAUACCUUAUGAAGUGUCUCCUGAGUGGAAUUUUGUUUCCCUGAAGUUUGCUGAUGCAUUUGUUGACUUUAUGCAUGAUUUAGGGUUUUUUUGUGGGGUUAUUUUUAUGUAACUUCGGAGGAAGGGCUUACAGCUAAAUUACUGCUGCAUUGUAAGCAUUUAAAAAAAAAAAUAUUUUGGUGAGAUCCUGUUUAUAAUGUACAGUAGUUAAAAUUGUGUAGUCAGCUUUGAUGACAUUGAAAUAACUUUUGGGUGUGUAUCACAUCGCGCUUUUUAGAUUGGAGGUUAUUUGUACCUGUUGGUUAUUGUAUUUGCUGUUUACUUAAUGGUUUGUGUCAUCAAAUGAAAACAUGUAAAUUAU